AUGCCGUUGUUCGACUCGAUUGGGCAUUUUUUACGACGACCUUAUUCAUUUUUAUUUUUGAAAAAAAUAAGAUUUACUAUUUUAGGUUUGGGGGGAUACAGAAUUUUAGGAGUAGGAAAUCCAUUAUUGGAUUUAACCGUUAAUGGUGAUGCUGAACUUCUUAAAAAAUAUAAGUUAGAAGCGAAUAAUGCUGUUCUUGCCAAUAUGUUUCAAAAGUCAAUGUAUAAACACUUAAUGAAAAAUUAUAAUGUCCAAUUAUCUGCUGGAGGUUCUGUUCAAAACAGUCUUAGAGUUUGUCAAUGGAUUUUAAAGACACCUCAUACUUGUGUAUUUAUGGGCUCAGUAGGUACAGAUAAAUACAGCGAAAUGUUGAAAGAAACAGCAGAAAACGAUGGUGUAAAAGUUAUAUAUCAAUAUCAGAAAAAAAUUCCAACCGGCACAUGUGCAGCAAUAAUUACAACUCAUGAAGGCAAUAAAAGGUCAUUGUGUGCUAAUCUGGCUGCUGCGGAAAAGUUUACAAUUCAGCACAUAUUAAAACCGGAAAACUUUAAAAUUGUAGAAAAAGUUGAAAUGUACUACAUAAGUGGUUUUUUUAUAACAGUGAGUCCGGAAACUAUUUAUAAAAUAGGAGAAGUGGCUUCGACUCAAAAUAAAGUUUUUUGUAUGAAUUUAAGUGCACCUUUUAUCUGUACUAAAUAUAAGGAAACAUUGAUAAAAUCAUUAUUUUAUGCCGACAUAGUGUUUGGUAAUGUAACAGAAGCCCAAGCAAUAGCCAAAGGAAAAUUUAACACAAAUUCUAUGAAGGAGAUAGCCAUAGAAAUAUCUAAUUUACCAAAGAGUAACCAAAAAAGAAAAAGAAUUGUCGUCAUAACAAAUGGACCCUUGCCCGUAUUGUAUGUAAAAGAUAAUGAGGUGAAAGAAGUUGCAGUUCCACCUGUACCUGAUGAAAUUAUUACAGAUACCAAUGGAGCUGGAGAUGCAUUUACUGGUGGAUUUAUAAGUCAGUUUUUAAUAGGAAAGGACAUUGAAAAAUGUAUUCAAUGUGGAAAUUGGGCCGCAAGUAUAGUUAUACAAAAUAAUGGAUGUACUUAUAAUAAAGAUCUUACAUAUUCAGGAUAA
Molecule: messenger RNA, 1119 nt
Organism: Pediculus humanus corporis (human body louse)
Lineage: Eukaryota; Metazoa; Arthropoda; Insecta; Psocodea; Pediculidae
Product: adenosine kinase, putative
Exons: 6
Coding region: 1-1119 (372 amino acids)
Biological process (GO): purine ribonucleoside salvage
Cellular component (GO): cytosol; nucleus
Molecular function (GO): adenosine kinase activity
Source: RefSeq, a predicted model, not a curated record